Molecule: messenger RNA, 1001 nt
Organism: Suricata suricatta (meerkat)
Lineage: Eukaryota; Metazoa; Chordata; Mammalia; Carnivora; Herpestidae
Gene: RAB42
Product: RAB42, member RAS oncogene family
Exons: 2
Coding region: 552-869 (105 amino acids)
Cellular component (GO): Golgi membrane
Molecular function (GO): GTP binding; GTPase activity
Source: RefSeq, a predicted model, not a curated record
CAGCCCAGUCAGGUGCUGAGGAUGCAAUAGGGGUUGUUAAACACUGAACCUGACCGUGGAACAGGAGGCUCUAGGCCAAGGCCAAUGGGGCUCUGGAAAGGAGCACCCGGGCGGGGAAGGGGCAUCUAUAAACUAUCAACUUUCUAGAGUGGCGUCUCCAGGUCCAGCAGCAGGGGCCCAGCCGGGGAACUGCCUGGAGAGUGGGGCUGGAGAGAGAAGCCAGCAUGGCAGCAGCGGCGACUGAGUGAGGUGGACACGUACGCUCUGGGGUGUUAAUCUCCGGCCAGUGCACAUCAGGUUCUCAUUCCCCCCGCUCUUCCUCCACACUGCUUCCUUUCAUCGCUCAUCCUGCGAAGUAGGGGUUAUUAUCCCCAUUUUGGAAGACGAAACUGGGGCUCAGAGAGGUGAGCACGUGCUCGGGUGCCUCGGCAGCCCGGCCCCCUGGGUGCAUUACCAGGUCCUUUUACCGGAAUGUGGUAGGUGUCCUACUGGUCUUUGAUGUGACAAACAGGAAGUCCUUUGAACAUAUCUGCGACUGGCACCAAGAGGUCAUGGCCACUCAGGGCCCAGACAAGGUGAUCUUCUUAUUGGUUGGCCACAAGAGUGACCUGCAGAGCACCCGUGUUGUUUCGGCCCAAGAAGCGGAGGAGCUGGCUGCCUCCCUGGGCAUGGCCUUCAUGGAGACCUCAGCCAAAAAGAACUGCAAUGUGGACCUGGCCUUCAACACCCUUGCUGAUGCCAUCCAACAGGCUCUGGAGCAGGGGGACAUCAAGCUGGAGGAGGACUGGGGGGGUGUCCGGCUCAUCCACAAGAACCAAGUCCCCAAGAACCCCCACAGGAAGCAGCCCCCAGGCCCAUGUCAGUGUUGACUCUGGGAGGGAAAGGGUUAAAGCACUGCCAACCUCAGAAGUGCUGCUGGAAUGGGGAGUGGCAGGACCUUUCUGGAGAGCAAAUGGCAGGAUGUGUCCAAAGCGUUAAUAUAAAAAGUAUCCUAGCAGUCA